Spirometra erinaceieuropaei is the source of this 1646-nucleotide messenger RNA. The record is from the annotation of a GenBank genome assembly. NCBI's taxonomy places the organism in Eukaryota, Metazoa, Platyhelminthes, Cestoda, Diphyllobothriidea, Diphyllobothriidae.
AUGCUUGGUGUAACCCAACCUACAUCGUCCUUGUUCUCCUCCUCAGCGGAGUUUCUUCCCUCUCCUACCUAUGCAGUGCCAUCCGAUCCCCCCUCCGAGGAAGAAGUCGCCGAUGCCAUACGAAAGUUGCGCAACAAUAAGGCACCCGGAGAGGACGGUAUACCCGCUGAAACCUUUAAGUCUUGUGUCGACACUCUGACGCCCUGGCUCCAUGAGGUGAUUGAACGCGCGUGGAGAGACGAGGUUGUUCCCGAUGACUGGGGCUUAGGCAUCCUUGUACCUAUCCUCAAGAAGGGAGAUAAGACGAGAUGCGAGAACUACCGUGGCAUAAGUCUCAUCGACAUUGCUACGAAGAUCUUCGCUAUUGUGCUACUCAGGCGAUUCCAGGCUGUGCGUGACUCAAGGACGAGGCCCAACCAAGCCGGAUUUCGUGCUGGACGUGGAUGCGCAGAUCAGAUAUUCACACUGAGGCGCAUUCUCGAAUUUCGCCAUAGCUACCAACAACCGACAGCCGUCUGCUUCGUUGACUUUGCCGCCGCGUUCGAUUCCGUUCACCGUGAGUCCCUGUGGCGGAUAAUGGCGCUAGAUGGUGUACCGGCAAAAGUCCUCGCCAUGAUCAAGGCCUACUAUCGUUCCGUUACUGCGAGAGUCCUGGUCCGUAAAAAUCUUUCCCAACCGUUCGGUAUUCGGUCUGGCGUCCGACAGGGUUGUAUACUGUCACCCAUACUGUUCAACUACGCUAUUGACUGGAUCCUCGGGAGGGCCCUACGCGACAGUGACGGUGUUGAAUUUGCACCCGGACAUCGACUGAGUGAUCUCGACUAUGCCGAUGAUAUCGCCUUACUUGCUUCAAGUUUUGGUGAUCUGCAGUCUAUGGUGUCACGGGUGAACGAGGUCGCUAAAUCAGUCGGUUUGUCCAUAAACGCAGGGAAGACCAAAGUAUUCUCAAGCUGCAUCCCUGACAAGGAGAAGGCACCCUGGGGAUUGAUGGCUGUCAACUUGAAGAAGUGGACAGUUUUAAAUACCUCGAGGCGCGGCUGCUGCCUAAUGGACAGAGUAAGGGCGACAUUGUCUUCCGAACCGAUGCUGCCCGCUGGGUUUUUUCAAGCCUUCAGAAAUGCCUGUGGAACCGACGUGACCUCUCCAUCGUCACUAAGAUUCGCGUGUACCGUGCAUCUGUCCGGUCUGUCCUUCUCUACGGUUGUGAAUGCUGGGCUUUGCGCGUGGAGGAUGACCGAAAACUGGAGGUAUUUGACCACCACUGCCUGAGGAUCAUCCUUCGAGUGAAGUUAACCGACUUCGUCUCAAAUGAGAUAGUCCGCGCUCGCUGCGACAACAUCGCGACGAUAAAUCAGGCCAUCCAAGAAAGACGACUGAGGUGGUUCGGGCAUGUUCUUCGUCGUCCACCUCAGGAGCUCAGUGUUACUGCCCUCGAUCCGGCACCGCUGCCCCAUUGGAGGCGUCGAAGAGGGGGUCAGUUCAAAACCUGGCUCGACACUGUCCGUCAAGACAUGGAGGUGGUUCUUGGACCUUCGGUAUUCGGUCUCCGUCGUUGGCGAAGGGAAUGGGUUGAGCUGUCUAGAUCUGCUGCCGCGGAUCGUAACGCGUGGAGAGGUACAGUUUGGGACAUCAUCGAGGCCGGCUAA